AUGUCUUUGACUUGUAAACCGCCAACUUUCUCUGGAGAAAGACAUCCACUUAAGGGUAUUUGUUGGAUCAAGGAGAUUGAAUAUGUGUUUAACACCAUUAGAUGUCCAGAAGCAGAUAAUGUUCGGUUUGCCGUAUCUGUAUUGAAGUCUAAUGCUCUGUUUUUGUCGGAAGUUGAGUCGUUGGACAUGAGAGAUGUCUUACAAACGUUAUCUUGGGCUGAAUUUGUGAAUCGAUUGAAAGAUCAAUUUUGUCCCAAGAUGGUUGUAAGACAAAUGGAGGAAGAUUUUAUGAAGUUAGAACAGGGCAAUGGAACUGUUCGGGAGUAUACUAAGAAGUUCAUCGAGUACUCUCGGUUUGCUGAACACUACAUUUCAUCAGAAUCCAGAAAGGUGGAGAGGUAUAUAUGGGGAUUAAAACCUUUGAUCCGUGAAUUUGUAAUCGCCAUGAACCCCACUACCUUUUCAUUAACCGUGGAUGAGGCGGAAGUUACUGAGCGAAACAAGAACCGACAGAUAGAUGGUAAGGUGGUUGAGAAAAGAAAAUGGGAAGGACCUUCGUCUGACUUUCGAGGGUCAAAAUCAGUGAAAUAUUAUGAUAGAACUGAACAGAAAGUCGGUGAGAAAGUUUGUGCUCGAUGUCGACAAGUUCAUCAAGGUGACUGUAAAGCGAACCUGAGAAAAUGUUACAAAUGUGGCGAGGCAGGUCAUUUGUCAAGAAACUGCCCAGCCAAUAGAAGAUGUUUUAAUUGUAAUUCCUCAUAUCAUAUUCGACCCAACUGUCCGUUGUUGAGAACUCCCAAGUUGACUAUGGGAGUAAUGUAUCGGGUACUCAGGGAAGACCUAAUAUAUCCAGAGGAGGACAAGUAA
Molecule: messenger RNA, 867 nt
Organism: Cynara cardunculus var. scolymus (artichoke)
Lineage: Eukaryota; Viridiplantae; Streptophyta; Magnoliopsida; Asterales; Asteraceae
Exons: 1
Coding region: 1-867 (288 amino acids)
Biological process (GO): positive regulation of cytoplasmic translation
Cellular component (GO): cytoplasm
Molecular function (GO): translation regulator activity; mRNA binding; zinc ion binding
Source: RefSeq, a predicted model, not a curated record